CACAAGUGGAGAAUCGUAUAACAAACUGUUAUCUCAGCAAGGUUCACAUCACCUUGGCUAUUGAAAUUUUAUAUAUUUGGCGUUCAUUUUAAGAAAGCAGUGAUCAUAUCUGUAGUAAAAUAGUAGAAAAAAGCGUGUGUUUAGUAAACAAGGAUGGGGAGCUAAAAGUUAAAGUCAAAUUUUCAUAUUCUAUGCUUCGAUGUCAUGCUAAAGCUUUUGAAAUCAAGGCUUCAGUUAAUAACCAGUAAUCAAGGUAAGUCAAUUAAUAAUAUAAUCAGCAGUCGAGGCAGGUGGACACCUUUCAUGUGCAAAUGAGCCUAUAAGCCAGAGUGCUUAACUGGUAAAAUGCACACUGUCGAGUUUCACCACAGAUUAGGAACACAAAAUUUGCUACGAUUAAAAUGAAGAAGCGAACGCAACUGAUUGUGACUCUAGCGUGUUUAAUACCAGCAGUCUUUGAAAACUCCAUAAAUUUAGACUGUAAAAUAUACGCCGAUUUUAAUGUGGUAUUGGAAAACUUUAGUGACACAUCAGCAAUUAUUAAAAGUGUUGCGUCAAAGAGGAGAAGAGAAUGCGUUCUGGAGUGUUUGUCUGCAAGUUGCCGAGCAGUGAACUUCAACAAAGCGACUGGAACAUGUGAACUUGUUGGAAAGAGCUUGACAUCAAAUGUGCUGCAGAGAGCCGGAUGGACGUAUUUAACAACAAAUAACCAUUCAAGAAACCAUGGACCAAAUUGCGUCAUCUUAUCACCAUGUAUGAACAACGGCGAGUGCUUUGACACAUGCACUGAUCUUGGUUUCAAAUGCAUCUGUGACAAUAUGCACAUGGGAAAACAAUGCGAGCAAGUUAGAGAGUUCGCAAGUUGUAAAGCAGCUUACGAGAAUGGAUUUACGACAAGCGGUGUAUACAAACUGACAGGAAUGGGCUACCAUUAUUGUGUCAUGACGUCACUCGAUGAAUGCUCUGGUGCAGGCUGGACACUUAUCAUGAAAACAAAGGGUGGCUUGGCCACUUUUGCUUAUGCUGCAAAUUACUGGACAACUGCCAACACAUACAACCAUGUUUAUGCUCUGAACGAGGGAAUAAAUAUUGGCGAAGAAGCAAAAUUUGAAGCUUACAACAAACUGGCAUUCACUAAAGUUUGUCUUGGCUUGAUGUCAGGAACAAGAAAAUAUUUGCAAAUUGAAAAGACGGCUAGCUCAAUGUUAACAGUAAUGAAUUCUGGGCAUCAAGCGACAUCUUUUGGGCGUGCUAAAUGGCUUGGUAUGGUCCAAGGCAGUGUUCUGUUGGCAAAUUGCAACAGUGAAGGUUUCAAUGUCGUGACGAAUGUCCGAAUUGGUAUCGCAACAAACAACGAGAAUGAUUGUUCUAGUCCAGAUUCAUUUAUUGGCAUUGGUUUAGGUACGAAUGCCGGCUGGUGCGGUCUGCACAUAACUGGAACAGGCAACCAAGAAUGCUAUUCCCGAACUGAAAUAAAGGCCAGUGGAUUUAUACUUGUUCAAUAGAAAAAAAGUGUGUUACCUCCCUACCUGUUAGGGAAGGUAAACAAUGUUAUGGAGUACAUGAUCUUCAGAAUUUGCACAAUGUUUUGUAUUUCUGACAUGCAAACUUUCCCCCAAAAAGUUUAUUCUCAGAGAAAACCAAUAAAAGUUAUUUAAUAAAAGUGAACCUUUACAGCAAAUAGACGUUAAAAAUGCAUUUGCUCGAAUUGGCUAUUAGAUCAACAAGCAAAAUUGUUUCGUUCAAUAUCAGAAAUAUUAUCAUUAAAUGAAAAGCAAAAUUGAAAGUAAUACAUGAUAUACUUACUCAGUUGCUAUAAAACUAUAUUUCUCUAAUAAAAAGCCAGUGGCUGAAACUCUGAUUUUCAUUAAGCGAGAAGGGCUCAUGACUACCACCUUCCGACAAGAGAAACCAGAUACCAUAUCUCAAAAGCCUCAGAUUUUUCUACAAAAAUGAGAACCUGUGCUGGGCUCGAGCUCCCAUAGUCCAUCCCCGCCCCCCUAAACUCUUCAUGAUUUCCCUAAAAAUGGAGUUUUUGUUAAAUUGGAGGGCAUUGUUUUAAUGAGGAACAUUCUCGAUAGGUAAAAUAUUCAAGAAGAAAACAACCUAGCUUUUAAUUUACAGCACACUAGUUUAGUAAAAGAAUAGGCCACAACGUUUCUGUUGGAAGCCUCUCUUAUCAUCACGUGUCAUUAUUGUUUAGAAUAAUCACAAUGAUACAGAUAUAAAGUUGUAACAUUAUUCUCUAUAGAGACUGUAUAGCUGUGCAGCAUUAUGAUAAUUAUCUCUAUAAAAAAAUGUAUUUUUGACGAAGUACUGAAAUAAAAGUGUGGAAAUGCUUGAUAAUCUUAAGAAUAUUGACAACUUUUAUUUACCUGUGUUUAUAUGUAGACGAGUUUUUCAAUUUAUCAUUAUGUAGACGAGUGUUUUUAGAAGUUAAAUUGAUUGCUAAUAUCUAGUUAUUAUUUGAUUAACUGACACUGUCGACUAUAAAUGUGUUUUAAAAGAACGUAAAAAUCGUCAAGUGAAUUUGAGUUUAGGGAGACUUCGAAUUCUUUUUUGCAAUGCUUUUCAAUAUUUGCCCGAUACAGCUUGUUAAAGGUUGUGCCUUUUUAGUUACAAGAUGACUACAGAGAAACAGGGUCUUUAUAAGCUUUAAUCGUUGAAAGAUCAUUUUGAUCAAGAGAUGUGGAACAAUAUGGACUUUUUGUUUAGUAAGAUUUCUUUUUGGGGUGUAGUUUUGUCGCAUCUCGUAUCACCGACAGACAGCUAUUUUCGCUCGUUAUAAAUUAAUGACGACAUGAUGACAAUGACGACAAUGACGACAACAGUUUAAUGUAGAGAUUUAGUCAUUUAGUCACAUUAAUCGAACUGAAGCGAAGAACUGCUCUUACAACAAAUUUUAUCUAACAGCAAGUCUAGAUGUAUAUUACAUUGACAAGAAUUUGUUUUAUCGUGCAGGGAUUGAAUGAUUACUGUAAACAUUGCGUUGAUAGUGCAUUUCUUUCAAAUUUUGUGGACUCUGUUUGUAGUUUGCUUGUUAUUAAAGUUACAUUAAGCAA
This is a messenger RNA of Rhopilema esculentum, 3062 nucleotides long. RefSeq lists its product as uncharacterized. The record is from RefSeq and is a predicted model, not a curated record. NCBI's taxonomy places the organism in Eukaryota, Metazoa, Cnidaria, Scyphozoa, Rhizostomeae, Rhizostomatidae.